Molecule: messenger RNA, 1696 nt
Organism: Aphanomyces invadans
Lineage: Eukaryota; Oomycota; Saprolegniomycetes; Saprolegniales; Verrucalvaceae
Exons: 2
Coding region: 25-1548 (507 amino acids)
Cellular component (GO): cytosol; ribonucleoprotein complex
Molecular function (GO): mRNA binding
Source: RefSeq, a predicted model, not a curated record
GGGGCUCAUUUUGGUUUGGACGUCAUGACUGGCCCCGCUACUGCCUCUGUGCCUCACCCCACGACUGUGGGCAACACGUUCGUGAAGCAAUACUACAACCUGCUCACCGAGUCCCCCGAGAAACUUCACCGCUUCUACAAGGAAGAGAGUACGUUCAGCCACGGCCAUGGUUCGCACCCAGAGGAGUCCGUGUCUGGUCAAGCGGCCAUCAACAGCACGAUCCUCAAAAAGCAUUACAAUGGUGCAGUGGUGCAACUCGACCAUGGUUCCAUUGAUUGCCAAGGGAGCCAACAGGGGGGAGUCGUCGUCUUGGUCACGGGAGUGAUCACGCUGCAACGAAGUUCACCCGCGCACUUUGUGCAAUCUUUCUUCCUUGCAGUGCAGGAAAACGGGUACUUUGUGUUGAACGACGUCCUGCGGAUCCUCAGCAUUCCUUCGGCGAAGCAACAACAACCUGUGUCUCCGAAGAAGGCUGCACCUGCUCCAUCGCCCUCCAAGUCCACGCAGACGCAAGCCAAGGAGCAAGCUGUGACGUCGCCAAAACAUCAGGCCACACCUGCUGUAGUUUUGUCUCCUCCAUUGCCUGCUUCGAACGCUCCUCAAGUGGAAAUUACUGCGCAUGUUUUGUCUCCUAAACAUGCCGCGAACCCAACUUCUCCCACGAAAAAGCCAUCCACCCCAAAGCCGUCGACCCCGAAACCUGCAGCUGGAAGUUCGGUUACCGCUGCUGCAGCCGUCGUACACGAAGAACCGAAGAGCGUUCGUCCUGCAUCGCCUAAGAAGGAUGAAAAGCAUGUUGUUUCGCCCAAGAACAACAAGCCCAAGCAAACCAAACCCAAGUCCCAUGACGACGAACGAGCUGCCGCGCCAGCUCCUGCCGCCGACCCGAGCGCGCCUAAGAGCUGGGCCUCGCUUUUCGUCGGUGGAGACAAGAAGGUGUCGGCGGUGGCCGCCGUGGCAUCCGCGGUGUCUGCCAAGGUGGUGUCGCCUCGCAAGAAGCAACAGCCUACGUCCUCGUGGGACGACGAAGCGUCAGCGGCCGUGAUUUCUCCUCCUCCUGCUCCUGUCUCUGCACCCAGUCAAAAGCCAGGCCGACCGGUGUACUUCAGCUUGUACAUUAAGCAAGUGCCCUCCCCCACGACGUCGCACGAUCUCAAGGAACUGUUCAAAUCGUACGGGAAGAUUGCUGCCACGAACGUCAACGAGAGCAAGGGUCACGCGUUUGUCGAUUUUUAUGAAGAAGAAAGCAUGAGAAGUGUCCUGGCGGCGGUGGCGGACGGCGUCGAGUUUUCCAUCCAUGGCCAAAUACUGAAUGUUGUCGAACGCGUCUCCAAGGACAAGGCUUCGUUCACCAGCGGCGGCCGUGGAGGUCGUGGCCGAGGUAACGGCGAAGGCGGAUACGCUGCUGGUGGCCGCGGCGGCCGAGGUGGGUUCAACGGUCGGCCCAAAGACGGGGCGGCGUCGUCUGGCCGACCCAGCGGUGGACGUGAUGGGAAGCCUGGUGGCCGUGGUGGUCGCGGUGGUGGAUACCAAGGCGCCGCCAAUUAACGACGAGGCGAAGUAGAUCAGACGAAUAGGGACGUACGAAGGGUCUUGUCAGGGCAUAUAGACAAGAUGCUGUAACCAUAAUCUAACGUGAAAAGUUGCCCGGAUGAGGAAACUCUGCUGUGCAUGUACAGACUUGUGAACACGGCAG